Messenger RNA from Papilio polytes (common Mormon), 1599 nucleotides. RefSeq names its product cyclic GMP-AMP synthase-like. Bases 100 to 1338 code for a protein of 412 amino acids. The record is from RefSeq and is a predicted model, not a curated record. The transcript is spliced from 2 exons. Lineage: Eukaryota; Metazoa; Arthropoda; Insecta; Lepidoptera; Papilionidae.
GUGAAUUAUGGACUGUUGAAGUUACUGCACUUGGAUAAAAUUAUAACUAGAAGAAUAAAAUAUAAUAGCUUAUAAUUUUUUGACAAUUUUGGUCUCACUAUGGGAAAAAGAGUGGAUGCAGUACGAAGGAAAUAUAAUACUGUUAAAAUGGAAGAGGUAUUUCAGGAUCUGAAUCGUCAGUUCAUAAGACUGAAAGACAGAGAUAAAAAGUGCAACAAUCUUAUAUUACAUUCAGUGUUAGAGGAUAUUAUAAGUAGAAUGCGUGCUUGUGAUAACUUAUUUGACAGUAUGAAUCCAAGACUUGACUAUUUGGGUAGUUAUUAUGAUGGUCUGCGUGUGGGGGAACCUAAUGAAUAUGACAUAAAUGUUAUAUUGAGAAUUCCGAUUGAUGAGAAUAAAAUAAUUUUGGAUGCAAGAGAAUCGGAAUGUGGCCAUACUUGUGUCAGAUUGCCCUCAGAGUUUAGACGGUUGGCUAAAUCUCCGGUUACAGCAAGUAAAGGUUUUGAAAAGACUAUAAUGUGGUGCAAUGCCAAAUAUCGUUUUUCCGUAACGAAAUUUCGUUCAUGGAUUCAAAGUGUUGUUGAUACAACUAUAAAUACUUUGCCCGUGAAAGAUGGAAAACGAUUUAUAAAAUUAAAUAAUAGUUGUUACUUUAUUGAAUCAAAGCGAUCUGGACCAGCCAAUACUAUUAAUAUUAUAAAAUGCAAUAAUACAGUUAUUGAUGUUGACUUAGUACCAACUUUUGCAUUUACAUUACCAAAGAAACCAGUCAACUCAUCAGUUUUGUUCACUAAAGUCAGUGCUACCAAUAUACAACAAUAUUUUGUUGUACCAAAACCAACGCAGAAUGAUUUCAGUUGGCGUUUAACAUUUCCAAUUCAAGAGCGACAUCUAAUUCGAGGUAAAAACAAUUUAAAAAGCACAGUGAGAAUCAUUAAACAUUUACGUGAUGUUCAGGGUUUUAAAAAACUGUCUAGUUACUAUAUAAAAACUUUAUUUCUGUGGGAAAUUGUACCAGAAAAUGAAAUGAUGUGGAAAAAUAAAUCAUUGUCGUUUUUGGUAAUCUAUAUGUUGAAAAAGCUUCGAGAUUGUCUUAUAAAAGGUGAGAUAAAAAAUUACUGGUGCCCUGAACACAAUCUUAUUGAGAAAAUUAAAAAGAAUACUUGCCAAAAUUGGGGAAAUAGAUUAAAUGUAAUAGUAAAUGCUUUAGAAAAAAGAGGAAAAUGCAAUGCUAGCAUAGUUCUGGAGUAUUUCACUAAGAAUAUUAAAAAUUCUGCAGUACAACUGGUUCAUGAUAAACAUAACCUGACCAAGAAAAUAGAAAAUAUCCCAACAUGAAGUCCCAGACUACUUUGUAUAUUAGUAAAGAGGCCUGACAUGGCAUUAAAAAUGCACUGGAAUAAAUCAAUGUUUUAUUGUAAACUUGCUUUUGCUUCUUGAUCUAACUUUUAUUCAAGUGAUUAUAAGUUUAAACACCUGUUUAUCAGAAUGAAAUUUUCUGGUCUAACGAUCACAUAUAUGCCUUUUAUUUAAUUUUAUUUAAGUGUUUAUAUUGCAAUCUAUUUGGUAUUAAACAUGAAUGUCUGAUUGUUUUGCUUA